GGGGCGUGUUGACUUUCCGGGGACGGCGCUCAUGGAGGCUCGGGAGUAGCGCGGCGUCUGAGGGGGUUCGCCGGCCGCCGCCAUGUUCGGCUGCCUGGUGGCGGGCAGGCUGGUUUCCAUGAUCCUGGGGUUGUGCCAGCCAGGUGGUCAACAGCCACUUCUUAGUGACUUGGCAACCUCUUCUGCACCCUAUUUUCCUCCUACGCACAUGGGGAGCGAAGACUAUGAAAACAUCAACCAUGUAGUGGUCUUCAUGCUGGGAACUAUACCAUUUCCAGAUGGAAUGGGAGGAUCUGUCUAUUUUUGUUACCCAGACCAGAGUGGGAUGGCAGUGUGGCAGCUGCUGGGGUUUGUCACUAAUGAGAAGCCAAGUGCCAUCUUCAAAAUUUCUGGUCUGAAAUCUGGAAAGGGAAGUCAGCAUCCCUUUGGUGCCAUGAACCUCCCACAGACGCCAACAGUGGCUCAGAUUGGAAUCUCAGUGGAACUGCUGGAGAACCUGGCCCAGCAGACUCCUGUUGCAAGUGCUGCUGUAUCAUCAGUAGAUUCAUUCACAGAGUUCACUCAGAAGAUGUUGGAUAACUUCUAUAAUUUUGCUUCCUCGUUUGCUGUUACUCAGGCACAGAUGACCCCAAAUCCUUCUGAAGCUUUUAUUCCUGCAAAUGUAGUUCUGAAAUGGUAUGAAAACUUCCAGAGACGUCUGACACAGAACCCUCUCUUUUGGAAAACAUAAACUUAACUUCUGUCAUUUGGAGUUCUUUGUGAAGUGUUACCUGAAAGACGUAUCAAAUAACUCCACUGGAGGUUUUUGGAGGGGAGGAGGGGAAAAAUCCAAACAACGAUUAGUCUAAACAGACAAACUAGUAACUUUUAUAUUACUCUUGAACAGUAUUUAAAAUUAAAAUAAAUGAAAAUUA
Messenger RNA from Oenanthe melanoleuca, 914 nucleotides. It is a transcript of the gene HIKESHI, whose product is annotated as heat shock protein nuclear import factor hikeshi. Gene Ontology annotation, molecular function: nuclear import signal receptor activity; Hsp70 protein binding. Gene Ontology annotation, biological process: protein import into nucleus. NCBI's taxonomy places the organism in Eukaryota, Metazoa, Chordata, Aves, Passeriformes, Muscicapidae. The record is from RefSeq and is a predicted model, not a curated record. The transcript is spliced from 6 exons. Bases 83 to 730 code for a protein of 215 amino acids. Gene Ontology annotation, cellular component: nucleus; cytosol.